CAUUAAGAGUUGUGCUUCUAAAGGCUUGGCACUGACAGAAGGUUGAGUUUGACAGUAAAGCUGUGAUCAUGUUACUAACAUCGAAUUCUACCAUUUCUGUUAUUGGCGAAGAAACUGGUCUGGGCCAACAGAACUCGACAUGCAUCCUUGUUGAUUCUUCUAUGGGGCGAAUUUCUAAACUCUUCGCGUUUUGCUUUAUCUUACUGGGAAGUCUUUUCGGAAAUGUUUUCAUAAUCACUGUCGUCUACAGACAUCGGGAUUUACGAAAAACGAUCAACUAUUUCAUCGUGAACAUGGCCUUGUCUGAUUUAGUUUUUCCGCUGAUUUUACUCCCAGUGAAAAUAACUGAAUUAGUGACCGACUCAGGACAUUGGCACCUCAGUGGAAUCCUAGGAUCGAUUUGUUGCAAGCUGUUCUUUUUCGCAAGCCUGGUGUCUCUUCUCGUUUCAGCUCAAAGCUUGAUGUGGAUAGCAAUUGAUAGAUUUGUUGCGGUAGUUUUUCCAAUGAAACUUGGACUUAUUUCAAGCAAGAUUCGAACAAUAGCCAUCGUUUUUACCUGGAUUUGUGCAAGCUUUGUCAAUAUUCCAUCACUGAUAUCUUCAAAACUUGUUGAACGUGGCAAUGACACAGUUUGCGCGGAGACAAAUAUGGAAUCAUUUCUCUUUGACAAGAAAGCUAACGUGACAUAUCUUUGGCUGCAGUUUUCUUUAUUUAUCAUUGCUCCGUUAGUUGUAAUAACCGUUCUGUACACUGCAAUAGCAAUUACCUUAAAAAUGCAGGAUAAAACCCUCGCGGGCACCCCUUCAAACGCACAACGACAUGCUACGAAGAAACGAGGACAAGCCAUUGAAAUGGCGGUAGCUAUUUUGGUGCUGUUUUACCUUUGUGUUAUUCCAAACACUUUGGUAUAUUUCAUUCCAUUCUGGAGACCUUCUUGUGCCAUUCAGAGAGUACUAUAUUUCGUGACGAGUUUUUCGCUUUACUUAUCUUCCACAGUCAAUCCAAUAAUUUGUCUGUCAUUUGUCGAAAGCUAUCGUCGUGGACUGAGAAACAUUUUAUGUCCGUGUGACAGAAUGCUGAACGGCAAUGUGACGCCGAAAUUAGGACAACUAAAUCUAACGAAGAUGAAAACUCCCCGUGGAAAAAGCUAUCGACAGCGUUUCAAAAACACAAAAAACUAUAACGAAACCUUUGAUACUGUUUUAUAGAGAUAUAGUUUAAUAUGAGGCGCUUCGUUCCGCAAAAGCAAGAGUACCAGAGCAAACGCGGGAGUACCAGAGCAAACUUCGGAAAGAAAUUAGGUAUACGGCCGAAUAAUCAGCAAGUCAAAAUGUUUCAUUUUUAACAACGUAGUCACGUUCUAGGUUAUUUCAACAGUCAAGUGACAAAGCUAGGACUUUAUAACGAACAAAGCAAGGCUUGUUUUGUUGAAAUUUACAAGUAAAUCCACUGAAAUCAGUUAAACACUGGAAUUUGUCACAUUGUCAAUUGGCAGUUUUGGCGUAGUAUAAAGCGUCCAAGUAGUUGCUUAUACGUUGUAAUAGUCUUGCAUGUAAUAUAGAAGAAAAGUAUUAUAUAAUUUUUCACGUUGUUAUUGUAAGAUAGUUUUGAGCUGGUAUGUAGAUUAGUUGGCAUGCAGGUUACGUAAUUAUGCUAAGAAGUUAAUAUUUAAGGAGUUUGUCCGUUAGGAGUUGUCACUUCGACGGCAUCUCCGCUUUUGAUCAGUUCAUUUUGGAAAUUUUAUUUUAGUAAAUUUCCGUGUUUUUGUUUACUACGUUUAUUGUGUUAAUAACUAUCCUAGGGCAAUUUAUGUCUGAUCAAUAAACGAGAUGCCCCCUCCUAUAUGACUGAU
Orbicella faveolata is the source of this 1852-nucleotide messenger RNA. RefSeq names its product G protein-coupled receptor 83-like. Lineage: Eukaryota; Metazoa; Cnidaria; Anthozoa; Scleractinia; Merulinidae. The record is from RefSeq and is a predicted model, not a curated record.